AUGUCAGGCCUACGGAGACGCAUCUUCGGCACGUCGUCUGCAGAAACUCCUUCCCUAACACCUGAGAACUCGAGAGAAGGCACCCCGACAUCCGAAGAAGUCCGCGUCGUAUCGGCGAAGAAACUACAGGCCCUCACAGAUUCGCACAAGAAGAAGGGCGCAAAGAGACGGAAUGCUUGGGUCUUUGGAUUAGGAGGUCUGUUUGGCAUUAUUGUCGCUGGCUUCUUUGCUUCUAGCAAUGAUGUCUUUGACAUGCAGGCUUUGAAGGACAUGAACCUCGACUCAAUCAUAGACGUACUACCCAGUGCAUUUAUCAAGGAUGCUCACGACCUUCAGAGAAAAGAACGAGACGCCAUUGCAUAUGAUUCCUUCUCCGUUGGCCUGCAUGCGCAAUCGCAAGGUAUCACAGCAAAACACCCCGUCAUCAUGAUACCCGGCGUAAUUUCCACAGGACUCGAGAGUUGGGGCACCGAGGAAGCAUCGCGACAGUAUUUCAGAAAGAGGUUAUGGGGCAGUUGGAGCAUGAUGCGCGCACUCGUGCUGGACAAGGCUAGUUGGAAGAGACAUAUCAUGUUGGACAAGGACACCGGCCUGGACCCUCCUGGUAUCAAGCUCAGAGCUGCUCAAGGCUUCGACGCGACCGACUUCUUCAUCACCGGAUACUGGAUUUGGAACAAGAUUUUGGAGAACCUUGCGACAAUCGGCUAUGACCCUACCAACGCUUUUACCGCUGCAUACGAUUGGAGAAUGAGCUACAUGAAUUAUGAAGUCCGCGAUCAAUACUUUACCCGUUUGAAGCAUCAUAUUGAGACGGCGGUCAAGAUAUCUGACAAGAAGGUCGUCCUGCUCAGUCACAGUAUGGGCUCCCAGGUCCUGUACUACUUCUUCCACUGGGUCGAAACCCAAGGCUACGGCAAUGGCGGCGAGACCUGGGUAGAUGAUCACGUUGACUCAUGGAUCAACAUUUCCGGAUGCAUGCUCGGUACACCAAAGGGCUUGCCUGCAGUGCUGUCUGGUGAGAUGAAGGAUACGGCACAACUCAACGCGUUUGCUGUCUACGGUCUCGACAAGUUCUUGAGCCGUACUGAGAGAGCCGAGAUGUUCCGCGCCAUGCCUGGUAUCUCCAGUAUGCUUCCCAUCGGAGGUGACGCCAUCUGGGGCGAUGAGUUCAGUGCUCCUGACGACCGUCCGGAUCAGAACGUUACCUACGGCAAAUUCUUGAGCUUCCGCCAUCUGAACUCGACCCAGCUACCCAAGAAGAACUUGACCGUCGAGGAGUCUCGCGCUUAUCUAUUCAACAACACCGAGGACUGGUACUCAGAUGCUGUACUAAGCUCAUACUCCUUUGGUAUCGCGCACACUCGCAAAGAGGUCGAGGCCAAUCAGAAGAUCCCCCGUAAAUGGUCCAACCCAUUGGAAACGCGUCUUCCCAAAGCACCGAACAUGAAGAUCUACUGUUUCUACGGCAUUGGCAAGGAAACCGAGCGCGCAUACUACUACCGUGAGGAUAACGAAGCUGGAAGCAAGAACGAUGUCAUGAUCGAUACGGCAGCCUCAUUCUUAAACCCUGACGUGGAUCACGUUGCUGACCGUGGUGUGGUCAUGGGCGAAGGUGAUGGUACUGUAAACCUGCUCAGUACAGGAUAUAUGUGCAACAAGGGCUGGAGAAUGAGGAGGUACAAUCCUUCCGGCAUCAAAAUCACAACCUACGAGAUGCCUCACGAGCCUGACCGCUUCUCACCUCGCGGUGGUCCCAACACUGGUGACCACGUAGACAUCCUCGGCCGCGCCUCCCUCAACGACCUAAUCCUCAGAAUCGCCGGCGGCAAAGGCGACGAGAUUGAAGAAACCAUCCACAGUAACAUUACUCAAUAUGCCGAAAAAGUCAAAAUCUAUGAUGACUAA
Molecule: messenger RNA, 1905 nt
Organism: Aureobasidium subglaciale EXF-2481
Lineage: Eukaryota; Fungi; Ascomycota; Dothideomycetes; Dothideales; Saccotheciaceae
Exons: 3
Coding region: 1-1905 (634 amino acids)
Biological process (GO): lipid storage; triglyceride biosynthetic process
Cellular component (GO): perinuclear endoplasmic reticulum; cytoplasm
Molecular function (GO): phospholipid:diacylglycerol acyltransferase activity
Source: RefSeq, a predicted model, not a curated record